AUGUCUGAUAAAGAAGACGUUGAGAUAGAUCAGGGAUCAGAAUCUGGAGAAGAAAAGAAGAAGGAGAAGAAGGAGAAAAAGGAGAAGAAAGAGAAGAAAGAAAAGGAAGAAAAAGAAGAUAAAGAUGAAAAGAAGGAGAAGAAGGAAAAGAAGGAAAAGAAAGACAAAGAUGACGAUGAUGAUGAAAAGAAGGAUAAGAAAGAAAAGAAAGAGAAGAAAGAUAAAGAUGACGAUGAUGAAAAGAAAGAAAAGAAGGAGAAAAAGGAUAAGGACGACGAUGAUGAAAAGAAGGAGAAAAAGGAAAAGAAGGAUAAGAAAGAUAAAGACGAUGAAGAUGAUAAGAAGAAAGAUAAGAAGGAUAAAAAAGAUAAGGACGAAAAAGAUAAGAAGGAUAAGAAAGAUAAAGAUGACAAAAAAGAUAAAAAGGACAAAAAAGAUAAAGAUGAUAAGAAAGAUAAAAAGGACAAGGAAGAUCAGAAGGCAAGUGACAGAGAUGUUAAAGAUAAAACAACUAAUGAGGAAGCAAAGAAACAAUCAAAAUGCUGCCGAAUUCAAUAA
Molecule: messenger RNA, 558 nt
Organism: Trichomonas vaginalis G3
Lineage: Eukaryota; Parabasalia; Trichomonadida; Trichomonadidae
Exons: 1
Coding region: 1-558 (185 amino acids)
Source: RefSeq, a predicted model, not a curated record